Tachyglossus aculeatus (Australian echidna) is the source of this 1074-nucleotide messenger RNA. RefSeq names its product retinol dehydrogenase 8 (gene RDH8). The coding region runs from base 1 to 966 and encodes 321 amino acids. Gene Ontology annotation, biological process: estrogen biosynthetic process. The transcript is spliced from 6 exons. Lineage: Eukaryota; Metazoa; Chordata; Mammalia; Monotremata; Tachyglossidae. The record is from RefSeq and is a predicted model, not a curated record. Gene Ontology annotation, molecular function: estradiol 17-beta-dehydrogenase [NAD(P)+] activity. Gene Ontology annotation, cellular component: cytoplasm.
AUGGCUGGAAGCCGGGACACAGGAAGCCGCAAGAGGACCGUGCUUAUCACCGGCUGUUCCUCUGGAAUUGGCCUCCAGCUGGCCGUCCAACUGGCCCAGGACCCCCAGCAGCGUUACCAGGUCAUAGCCACUAUGCGGGACCUGAAGAAGAAGGAAGAGCUGGAAGCAGCUGCGGGAAAGGCCCUGGGCCAGACACUGACCAUAGCCCAACUUGAUGUCUGCAGGGAUGAGUCCGUGGCCUCGUGUCUGAGCGGCCACUGGGGUGGUGAAGUCGAUGUUCUCGUGAACAAUGCCGGAGUUGGCCAGAUUGGUCCCGUAGAGAGCAUCAGCCUGGAUGAAAUGCAGAAGGUUUUUGAGACCAACUUCUUUGGCGCAGUGAGGACCAUUAAGGCCAUCCUGCCUGGCAUGAAGCAGCGGAGGAGUGGGCACAUCGUGGUGGUCAGCAGCGUUAUGGGAUUGCAGGGUGUUGUCUUCAACGAUCUAUACGCGGCCUCCAAAUUUGCCAUAGAGGGUUUCUGCGAGAGUCUGGCCGUCCAGCUCCUCCAGUUCAAUAUCUUCAUCUCCAUGGUGGAGCCUGGCCCAGUGAACACAAAGUUCGAGGCCAAGCUAAUGGAUGAGAUCUCCCGUUCGGAGUUUCCUGGGACAGACCUGGACACCAUCCAUUACUUCAAGGACAUCUACCUUCCUGCCUCCCGAGAGAUCUUCACGACCCUGGGGCAAAGUCCCCAAACCGUGGCCCAGGCCAUCGCUCAUGUCAUUGACCUUGAGCAGCCCCCAUUCCGCACCCAGACCAACCCUCUGUACACGCCACUGACCGCACUGAAGUACGCCGAUCCCUCAGGCACCCUCUCCGUCCGUACCUUCUACCGCCUCCUCUUCAACUACGGGGCCCUGUUCCGCCUCAGCCUCUGCUGCCUCCGCUGCGUCACUUGCAACUGCUUCCGCCGCAGGAUCAUCCCCGUGUGAAGGGGGCAGGGGCAAGGGAGGGAACUGGCCUCAGUUGUUGCCCCCACGAACCCAGUAGAUCUUCAGUUUAAAAUCCCUCCCCCAAACUGAUGCUAGCUCUAUCUAUCC